This is a messenger RNA of Electrophorus electricus (electric eel), 2945 nucleotides long. RefSeq names its product secretory carrier membrane protein 2 (gene scamp2). Lineage: Eukaryota; Metazoa; Chordata; Actinopteri; Gymnotiformes; Gymnotidae. Gene Ontology annotation, cellular component: trans-Golgi network membrane; recycling endosome membrane. The record is from RefSeq and is a predicted model, not a curated record. Gene Ontology annotation, biological process: protein transport.
CACUUAAUAACUACGGAAGUAAGUAAAGCUGUCCAGGCGUCUACCACUCAAGAAGGACUGUUUAUUCGCGUUUGCAUAAACUUAAUCAGGAUGUCAGGUUUCGACAGUAACCCUUUUGAAAAUCCGGUAGACAUAAAUCCUUUUCAGGAUCCCUCUGUCACCCAGGUAACCCACUCUGGAGUGGAUCAGCAGUACAACCCGUUCUCUGGCACUGACUCAGGUGCUUUGACAGGCACCACCAUCCCCGCAUCUGCUGCACCCUCCCAACCAGCUGUGCUGCAGCCCUCAGUGGACCCUAGCCCUCAGGCAGCUGCUGCUGCAGCCCAGGCGAACCUGCUAAGGCAACAGGAGGAGCUGGAGAGGAAGGCAGCAGAGCUGGAGCGACGUGAGCAGGAGCUGCAGAACAGGGGGGCGCCUACAGGCAAAGAGAACAACUGGCCUCCAUUGCCCAAACGCUUUCCCAUAAAACCAUGCUUCUACCAGGACUUCUCUGAGGAAAUCCCACUAGAACAUCAGAGGAUCUGCAAAAUGAUGUAUUACCUGUGGAUGUUGUAUUGUGUGACUCUGUUCUUAAACGUGCUGGCGUGUCUGGCAUGUUUCACGGUAAACACCAAGUCUGGAGUGGAUUUUGGCCUUUCUAUCCUGUGGUUUAUCCUCUUCACUCCCUGCUCCUUCCUCUGCUGGUACCGCCAAAUCUACAAGGCUUUCAAGACUGAUAGCUCCUUCAGUUUUUUUACAUUCUUCUUCAUCUUUUUUGCCCAAGUGGUGAUCUCUGUCAUUCAGUGUGUUGGCAUACCCCAAUGGGGAAACAGUGGAUGGAUUGCAGCCGUCGCCAUCGUCGGUACAAACCUGCCAGUGGCUGCCAUAAUGAUGGUGGUCGCCGUUUUUUUCACCAUCUGUGCUGUGUUGUCAGUCUUCCUACUUAAAAUGGUUCACUCUCACUACCGGCGCACCGGAGCCAGCUUCCAAAAAGCGCAGCAGGAGUUUUCCCAGGGCGUGCUCACCAACCGAGCCUUCCAGAACGCAGCUGCCGGUGCCGCUACCUCGGCUGCCCAGAGCUCCUUCCAGAGGAACUAGACCCAACAGCAACCCUCGCUCACGGCCAAGCUUGGCUGAGACCGGCACAAGCCGUCUCUGCUCUGUGGCUUCCACCAGCCCAAGCUCCUGCAUGGUGCCACCUGCCUGCUUAGGCUGAGAGAUCCCAUCAGGCUUUGGCCUUUGGACUGCAGAGGCACUACUUUUGGUGUUCACAUCAGCUUUCAUGUGAAACUGAAGGUAUGAAGUUAAAAUGCUCAAUGAUGUCUGUAUAUUUGUAUGUAUGCUUUGUAUUUCUGGGCAUUUUUGGUAGCUUGUUGGAAUUUGCUUAUGCUGUAUAUAAACUAGUUUGAGGUUAACCCACACCAGAGAAGGUAUGGGAGAAUUGUCAAUAUCAAUUUACAAAUGACAAUGAACAAAAUUCAACUUUCCCUAAUAUGAUGUCCACUGAAUGUGAAUUUAGAUCUAUUCACAUUUAGCUAUUAAAUAAUCAUGUAUUAAACUAAAUAUAGUUUACAUCUACAAACAGUAGACUAAUGACGUGCCUUGUGAUUUCAAUAAUUUUUUUAAAUUGUACUUUUUUUCAUUCUGAUUUUGCCAUAGUGCCAUAAAUGGUUAAAUACUGAAGGGGCUAAAACAUGGCUAUAUUUAUUUCCUUGCCAAAUUUUAUGAAGGAAUUGAUGCAUAAAAAUUAUGGUCUGGUAGUGAAGGUUUUCUCAAGAGAAGCAUGAGUUCAUAAGACAAAAGCUAGAGUCAACCCUGAUCUUUAGCUAAAUUUCAGCUAAAAACAUUUUGCCCUCUGACAUAUCCCUUCUGGUUCAAGGAUAACCCAAAGAUGUCCAAAGCCAGACUUGCAUAGAAAUAUGAUCUAAAAAUAUUUAAAUAACUGAUUAACAGUGGCCUUAUAGAUUUAAUUAUACAUCUCAAAAAUAGUGUUAGCAUAUUUAACUAGUUCAAUAUUUUCGCUAGUUUCUAAAGAAAUUAUAGGGGAUUUUUGCACCUUAUGGAAAGCAGCAAAUGUAUACAUUUUUAUGAAAUGAAUCAACAUGCAUGUGAAUUUAGAAAUCCAUGUUUUAUCCUUAAGAAUAUUUGUUGAAUAUAGUGUUAAAGCAAAUUAAACAUUUUGAUUAACUAUUUGUCUCUUUUUCAAAAACAAGUGUUUGGGUUUUAUAAGAACAACCCCGUGCACAUUAUUCCUGUGAUCUCAUAAGUGCAUGUAUUCACUCCUAAAUGUACUGUUGACUCAGAACAUAUUCAGACCCCUUUACUUGUUACUCACUAUGUUGCAAAUUUCAAAAAGGAACUAAAAAUCCAAAACUAAUCUCUUAUUCACAAAGGUCUCUUUGAUACUUUGCUACAACCUUUAAUCAGAUACAGCCUGUUUGCUUUAAUUACCCCUGAGGCAUGUCUAGAAUGAAGUCCACCUUUUGCAAUUUGUAUUGAUUGGACAUAGUUUGGAAAAACACACACCUGAGUCUAUAAAGGCCCACAAGUUACGGGACAUAAACCAAGCCAUGGCGUCCAAGAAACUGUAUGGGGGCUCUCUGUGAUUAAAUUGUGACAAGGCAUAGAUCAGGGCUUGAAUAUAACAUUAUCUAAGGCUCAGUGUGUUCCCAGGACCACUGACCACAAUUUUUAAAUGGAAGAAACUUAGCACAACCUUGAAUCUUCUUAGUGCUGGACGUCCAGCCAAACUAGACAUCUUGACAAGGAGGGUCUUGGUCAGAAAGAUAAAGAACCCAGUGGUCACUUUGAGUUCCAAAGAGCUCCCUGUACAGAGAUGAGAAUCUCGCAUAUGGCUCAUCCAUCUCUGCAGUACGCCAUAAUGAAGGCCCUUAUGGCAGAGUGGAAAUACAGAAUCCAUUGUUUGAGUAAAAAGCAUACCAAGUGCCUGCUUGGAGUUGAAUAAA